Messenger RNA from Aureobasidium vineae, 1224 nucleotides. The record is from the annotation of a GenBank genome assembly. NCBI's taxonomy places the organism in Eukaryota, Fungi, Ascomycota, Dothideomycetes, Dothideales, Saccotheciaceae.
AUGUCUUUCAGCGCAACUGGCGUACCGAGACCGCUACAAUCGCGACCCAAGAAGUCGCCCAUUCAACUACUCCGCUCGGCCUCGUCACCCUUUGGCAAUCAUCCGCGACGCAAAGCAGCCACUACACCACAAGCCGGAGUCAAGAGAAGCCAGUCCGAAAUUAGCACAAGCACUGAACAGCCUCUCGACAACACAGGCAUUGUCAAUGCUUUGCCGCCGCCGAAAACACCACGAGAUACCGUCUGCCUCAUCCGUUAUAUCCAACACCGCACAUGGACCGAGAUACCAGAAAGAGCUGCGGGAAUGAACAGUACCCGAAUAGCCGAAGUCCUCAACUAUCGAAAGAACAUGCCUCCGAUAGUCUCGAUAGCACAUCUCCACGCAGUCUCCAUGUCAACCACAGACAUCGAACGCCGGCUCGCAACCCUGAUUCACUCUGGCACUAUCAAGAAAAUAAACAUACCAGGAAGAGGCAAAGGCGGCUUUGCAAUAGGCGAAGGUGUCGUCCUGGUUGAAGACUGGAUAAAUACAAUACAACAACACCCAGCUCUCUCCCAAGGGCUAAAAGAAAAAUACGCAAAAGUGCUGGAGGAAAAUACAUCUUCGUACACGGUACCAGCAAGCCUGUUUCUCCCAGACGAAGUUCAAGAACUUAUAGCAGCUGGUUUUAUGACCUCGACGAGCGCACUAAGUGAUAAUCUCUACUCUUUACCCGGACAAGCCUCCUCACCCGGCUCCUCGUCCCUAGCCAACUCGUGGAAUACAGCAGCGACAGGCACUCUAGCAGCUACAGGUGGCUCCUCAGCCGUACACCUCAACGGCGGCGGCGGCCGUGGUCUGAAUUUACAAACCAAACCAAAAUCGUCGAUCCAACAACCACAAACCCUGACCUUCUCUCUUCCAAAUACAGGAGCAUACCUAUGCCUGGUCACAGAAGCACGCCAACAUCUUCUAGCCCUCCUCGUCAAGUCUUCUCCCAAAUACAAAGAAAGUACGAAAGAGAUACUAAGGGAACGAUGGGAUGGAGGUAUACCUUUAGAAGAUGCGCAAAGCAGAGCCAAAAGGGCAAGGGGCGAGUGGAAUGGUGUCUUGCCUGGUAAAACCAAGAAAUGGAAGACGUUCUAUGGGUUGAGCUUUGAAUGGAUAUUGGAGGAGUGUUUGGGGUGCGGAGGGGUCGAGUGUUUUAGGACAGGCAGUGUUGGGUUGGGGGUCAGGGUCACUUAG